This is a messenger RNA of Misgurnus anguillicaudatus (oriental weatherfish), 4896 nucleotides long. RefSeq names its product PDZ domain containing RING finger 3a (gene pdzrn3a). Lineage: Eukaryota; Metazoa; Chordata; Actinopteri; Cypriniformes; Cobitidae. Gene Ontology annotation, molecular function: ubiquitin protein ligase activity; protein binding; zinc ion binding. Gene Ontology annotation, biological process: neuromuscular junction development; protein ubiquitination. The record is from RefSeq and is a predicted model, not a curated record.
UAGGUUCUUGCGAUGAUUUUUGGGUUAUUUUGGGGUGUUUUUACUUAAUUAUUCAUAGGCCUAUACAUAAGAAAGCUUACGCAGAAAGAUACUCGUGUUAUCUCCAAAUGUGUCAUGUAGGGCGUAAUCUGUUUCACAACCCAUUAUUAUAAUUUGAAUGGCUGCGUGUUUUCAUCAACACGCGCUUGUUUUAUAGUCAGGCUCCUCUCUUUGAGUGUUUACGGUAGCGCGCGCCUCUAACGCUUCACAGUAAGUUUAUAGCUUUCUUGUCAAAUGUGUGACAGUCAUCAUCAGAGAAAGAUCGUUUUCUCCCUGUAGUAUACUUAAUAUUGACAAAAUGGGCUAUGAGCUGGAUCGUUUUGAGAGCGCAGUGGAUCUCGACUUCAUCUGUAAACUGUGUCGGAAAGUUGUGGAGGAGCCUCUGGCCACCCCGUGUGGACACGUCUUCUGCGCCGCAUGCGUGCUCCAGUGGCUCUCCAAAGUCCACAGCUGUCCCAUCCAGUGCCAAAAGAUCACCAGCAGCGACCUUAAUCACGUUCUGCCCCUGAAGAACCUCAUCUUCAAACUAGAUGUGAAAUGUGACCACCGUGAUCGAGGCUGUAAGAAAGUGAUGAAGCUCCAGCAUCUCUCUGAGCACACGGACACGUGCGACUUUUCUCCGGUUAGAUGCGAGAAUGAAGGAUGCGGCGCGGUGAUCCAUCUGAAAGACGUCGCAUCACACGUGCGAGAGACAUGCGCACAGAGACCGGCGGAGAUUUGUGAGGAUGGAUGUGGACUGAUGCUCACCAUCAAGGAGAACACGGAGGACCAUAGUUGUCUUCGAGCGCUGAAAGCGCGCAACGGGCUUCUCCAAAACAAAGUGAUGGAGCUGGAAAGAGAGCUGAAGCGACGGUGUUUGAGGUUUAAUAUGAGGGAGAGAUCGCUCCUCACCAAACUUUCAGCGCUUCACUGCGAGCUUAACAGGACAGCGCGGAGAUUUCAAGAGAAAAUCACCGAGUACAAGAGCAGAAUUGACGCGCUGGCAAACAGCUCCAAUAAGGGAGAAGAUAGAAUGACCCUCAAAGUGACCCUCCACAGAGCAUCAGGAUCUCUGGGAUUUAAUAUCAUUGGAGGACGGCCAAAUGAGGUAAAUGGAAGGAACCUUUCCCAGCGCACCCAUAAUCAACCACUAGAGACCUUUCAAACAGCCGAAGAGCCCAUUGAGGUCCAGAUACGGCGCAGGACAGCACAUAAAACUCAAGGAGUGGACAGCAGUACACAAACCAACAUUACUCUGAAAUAUCUGAAACAUUUAGAGGCUAAACUGUCCUCUCCAUCAUUGCCACUGGGUUUAGCCGUGCUGGAUAGUUACCUUUCACCCACAGGCUGUCACAUGCCCAGAUGUGAUUCACUUUACCCUUCAGAUUUCUUUCCCAGCAUACAGAGAGACAUUAAAAGCAGAGGAUUUGAUCAUGAGAUUGAUGCAGAAGGUGUUGCAGCUAAAGAUGGCAGAAUUCAGCAAGCAGAUCCGAUUAUACAGAGUACGCAUGAAGAGGAUGGAGGUACUACUGAUACGGCAACUAUGCUGUCUAACCAUCAUGAGAAAGACAGCGGUGUGAGCCGCACAGAUGACAGCACUCGUAAUGAUGAAAGCUCAGAGCCGGAGAUCCUGGGGGACAACUUGACCUUUGUUUGGGACACUCUUCCAGAAAACCACAAGAAGUACUUCAGCCAGGACACGGUAGGUAGUGGAGACCUGCACCUAAGUAAUGACUCCUUCCUGUCUGUUGACAAUGUAGACUGUGGAAAAGUCCUCAAUAUACCCGGCGUGGCUUGCGAGGACUUACGAGAACUUCUUGAAUUGAAAUGCCUGCCGAAUGGAAACAGUCCUUGUGAAUAUCUGGAGCACGAUGCCAGGGUAUACAAAGAGAGGAUUAGUUGGGAUUGUGAUGACCUUGAUGUUCAGAUGCUCAAUGAAGAACUGCUAAACAUUGAACUUGAGUGUCUAAGUAUCAUACAGGCACAUAGACUACAAACAGGAGAAGGUCUACAAUCCAGCAAUGAUUCAGGUACCAAGCACCUUACCAAGCAAAGUGUGGAAAAAGUCCAUCAAGACCUCAUUAAUAAGCAAGUGGACAAGGAAAGCUCUAGCGCCUACAACACUGGAGAAAGUUGUUGGAGCAUUCCUCCUGCUGUAGAACUUUCGGAAUUCCAAAAUUUGGUUACAGAAGACAAAGGGAAAAGUUCUCCCAAGCAUAGACGCAACUCAACAACAGCAACGUGCUCAAAGCAUCUUCUUUCUCCUAUUCAGGAGGCUACCCCCACCAAAAGUCAAUCUCCUUUAGGAAACCCAGAGGCCACGAAAGUGGAAAAAACUAAGCAGAAGUGGAAGAACCACCCAGGGAAAAGGCAUUCCUCAUACAAGAACACCUACAUCCCAGCUCAUGCACAACAUUACCAAAGCUACAUGCACCUUAUACAACAAAAGUCAGCUGUUGAGUACGGCCAAAGUCAAAUCAGCUUAGCCAGCCUGUAUAAGAACCCAGAGACCUUCCCCACGGACUCCAGACCCAAGAUGGAAUGGAAGGUAAAGAUUCGUAGUGAUGGAACACGGUACAUCACCAAAAAGCCUACGAGGGAUCAACUGCUGAAAGAGCGUGCAUCGCGCAUCCAAAAAGAACGCUGUGGCAUGACAACGGACGAUGAUGCAGCGAGCGAACUCAAACUGGGUCGAUACUGGAACAAGGAGGAGCGCAAGCAGCACGCAGCACACGCCAAGGAACAGCGGCAACAGAGGGAACUCAGGAAGCAGUGCUGCAUGGAAGGCAAGGAGCAGGCAGCAACUAUGGAGGACAAGAUAACGCCAGAUAUUAUUCAGCUCAGCCACAAAAAGAUGAUGAAAAAACGGAAUAAGAGAAUACUCGACAACUGGAUGACCAUUCAGGAGCUCUUGACACAUGGCACAAGGUCCACAGAUGGAACAAGACUAUAUAAUUCCUUUCUUUCUGUGACUACGGUGUAAGGCAGGGGUGGGGAAUUCUGGGUCCUGGAGGGCCACUGUGAUGCAAAGUUCAGUUCCAACCCUAAUCAAACAUGCCUGCAUUUCAUUUCCAAGUAAUCCUGAAGACUUUGAUUAGAUUUUUAAGGUGAGUUUAAUUAGGGUUGGACCUAAACUCUGUAGGACAGUGUCCCUCCAGGACCAGGAUUCCCCACCCCGGUGUAAGGGAUUGCUUGGUCAAAGUUGGAAGUAUAGUUCAUUUUUUAACCUGUACGCUUGAGCACACAGCAUCACAAAACAUACUUCAUUGAUUUUAACGCAUAGAUAGACAUUGGACGCAUGCAAUACUGUCCAUAAGGAGCAGUUAGGUAGGUCUAAAGAGGUGAUGCCAUGAGUUAAAAUCUUUGCACUCUUUCAUGCUAUAGUUGAAAAGAGAGUCAAUUCAGACAAUCUAAUUAUAUGGCCUCCCUUGUUGAUGUAGCUUGCACGUGUUCCGGUCCAUUUUGUUAAUGGAGUUUUAAAUCGACUACCCUGUGAAUUGAUGCCCAUCCAGGCCUCGGUUGCCAUCUUGUGGAUAAACUAAUUACUGCAAUUAAAUAAAAUGCACGUGUGCGACCUGCGUGUACAAAGUAUGCACAGUUACAAAAAUCUGGCGGUGCGCUAACGUGCACUCAAAUUAUCUGCUUGUUAAGUUUGACGUCAUGCACCUCUUCUAGGUCCAACCGAUCUUAAAUGUCAUAGGGAAAUAACAAUACGCUAAUAUGCACUUGUUUUAUAAUGCAAAACUCCCAAAAACACCAAUUAUAAUUUUGAUCUCCAUAACAAAAUCCAAGAUGACCUGACAUGGACUCACGGACAAGGAUUUUUUAACGAAUUAUAAAUAUAUUGCUGUCUGUGACUCCAUGAACCUGGAGACUGCAGGUUACACUGUGAGUUUAUACAAUUUUCCUUUUAAUGUGUAAUAUGAAUAAAUAGUGCUCAUAAACGGCUGUUUAAAAUAAUAUCCUCUAUUGAGUGGAGGCUUGGAAGCAGAUACCUUAUGUCAUGACUUAUCAAGCGGACUCUUAAGAAAUUUUCGUCACCCUCACGCAUGCGUAAAAAAUGAACUAUACUUAGGCCUUCAGGGUACUUAUGGUUUACUGUGUAAAUUUGGAUGUAGAUUUGUGCGGGAUAUCAUGCCUCAUUUUAAGAGGCAAGUCACUCAUUUAGAAUUUUAGGUUACACAUUUUGGUAAAACCAGUCUCUUCAUCAAUACAUUAUUACACAUAUCUGGAUGAGUAAAGGCAAAUCUUUGUAAUCUACUUGAUUUAAAUGUUAUGCAAAUUUUUUGAGUACUUACUGUUAUUCAUUUAGAGGUCGCCAGGUUUGUCAGAUGUACAAUAAUUAUUGUAUUUGUACCAUAAUUUUGACCUCUGUACGAUUAAUAAUAAAAAAAUCCCAUAUUGUACAAUAAUUUUCACAUUUUGUGACACUUCAAAUGGUUGAUGCAAUCAUAGGGCUUUUAUACUCUGAUCUAGGAUGUGGAUCGUGAAUUACACAUGUGUGUAACGCAUGUCUUCUAUGACUUGGUUUUGGCUUGGGUUUGGGGGUAGGAUAGGGAUAAAAACAGCGGCCCUGGCUAGAAGGAAUAUAGCUACUGCUUAAAUCCCAUAAAAUGUUGGAUUUAGGGUUAGGUUUGGGGGUAGGAUAGGGAUAAAAACAGCGGCCCUGAUUAGAUGGAAUACAGUUACUGCUUUAAUCCCAUGAAAUUUUGGGUUUAUGUUAAGGCUCGAUGGAAUACAGCUAUGGCUUAAAUCCUGUGAAAUGUUGGGUUUAGGGUUAGGUUUGGGGGUAGGAUAUGUAAAAAACAACGGCCCUGACUAGAUGGAAUACAGCUACUGCUUAAAUCCCAUGAAGUUUGGGGUUUAGGGUUAGGUUUG